This is a messenger RNA of Herpailurus yagouaroundi (jaguarundi), 1554 nucleotides long. RefSeq names its product peptidylprolyl isomerase F (gene PPIF). Bases 110 to 724 code for a protein of 204 amino acids. Gene Ontology annotation, biological process: protein folding; protein peptidyl-prolyl isomerization. Gene Ontology annotation, molecular function: cyclosporin A binding; peptidyl-prolyl cis-trans isomerase activity. Gene Ontology annotation, cellular component: cytoplasm. The record is from RefSeq and is a predicted model, not a curated record. The transcript has 6 exons. Lineage: Eukaryota; Metazoa; Chordata; Mammalia; Carnivora; Felidae.
AAGGCGGCGGCGGGCAGCCCCGGCUGACUCGGCCCCCUGGGCGCGCGUGACUGUCGCAGUUACGGUCUCCGCGGGUACCGCCGCUCUCCCACCCCGACCUGCGGCCGCGAUGCUGGCUCUACGCUGCGGUCCCCGCCUGCUCGGCCUGCUCCGGGUCCCGCGCUCCGCGCCGCUGCGCCUCCCCGCGGCCCGCGCCUGCAGCGGCGCCGGCGACCCGUCCCCUUCCUCCCGGAACCCGCUCGUGUACCUGGACGUGGGCGCCGACGGGGAGCCGCUCGGCCGCGUGGUGCUGGAGCUGAAGGCAGAUGUCGUCCCGAAGACAGCAGAGAACUUCAGAGCCCUGUGUACCGGGGAGAAGGGCUUCGGCUACAAAGGCUCCACCUUUCACAGAGUGAUUCCGUCCUUCAUGUGCCAGGCGGGCGACUUCACCAACCACAAUGGCACCGGGGGAAAGUCCAUCUACGGAAGCCGCUUUCCUGAUGAGAACUUCGCACUGAAGCACGUGGGACCAGGUGUCCUGUCCAUGGCGAAUGCGGGCCCCAACACCAACGGCUCCCAGUUCUUCAUCUGCACCAUAAAGACAGACUGGUUGGAUGGCAAGCAUGUUGUGUUUGGCCAUGUCAAAGAGGGCAUGGAUGUCGUGAAGAAAAUAGAAUCUUUCGGUUCCAGGAGUGGGAAGACGUCCAAGAAGAUCGUCAUCACAGACUGCGGCCAGUUGAGCUGAGGUGCCAUGACCAGGGCGCGAGGCUGGCGGCAGCUGCACGUGCCUGGGCUCCCCUGGGGGCCGCCUCGGGCUCCAGCAGACUUGUCUGUCCUUGUUGCACGCCGCGGUGGGGAAUGUCCGAUCUCCACGGGGCCCACCGCACCGCUGCCCCAGGGUCCACCCUCCCUCGCCACCCCGUUUCUGGCCAUCCAUCACAGACGUGAUGCCAUCAGGCCUUACCCGUGAUCCCCCAGCCCACGCUCACCUGUGCCUUGGACAUCGGGGGGUGCCGAGGGGUUAGCUUCGGGUACAGGUUUCUGCCUUUUCCUUGACCGAGGGGGAAAGGCAGCCGCUGCAAAAGGGCCGCUGUAUCUGUUGAACAUCCUCUUCUGAUUGGAAUAAUUUAAUUAACAAGAUGGACUGGAGAUGAAGCUGUGACAGCCCUCUAAGCCGUGGUAUGACCUCACUUGGUGGCGGAAGCCACAGAACCCUGGAGCUUGGCCUUUGGAACGUAAUCGGGGCUUUUGCGAAGGGUCCUCGGCCAAGGCCUUUUAUCCCAGCCACUGUGAAUCCUGUUGGUUCGCCGCCGCGGUUUCUGAGGAGAGUCCGUGAGGGGAGAAGCAGACAAACCCGGGACAAACCCACUGCGAGCUGUGCCUAGUCGAUGAAGUCGGGGAGAGUGGAAAUGGCGUGUGCGUGCCUGGUGCUCGGGAAGACUGUCAACGUGUAUUUUCCGGAGGGCUUCGAUUUUUCUGUGUUUAACAAAUCUGAUGAUGUAUAUGAUACACCUUUGGGGCUUUUAUUUGUGUUCACUUUAAAUGUGAAAAUAAAUCCUAUUUUCUAUAAAAGAU